Molecule: messenger RNA, 2232 nt
Organism: Xylaria bambusicola
Lineage: Eukaryota; Fungi; Ascomycota; Sordariomycetes; Xylariales; Xylariaceae
Product: permease for cytosine/purines, uracil, thiamine, allantoin-domain-containing protein
Exons: 3
Coding region: 523-2016 (497 amino acids)
Biological process (GO): transmembrane transport
Cellular component (GO): plasma membrane
Molecular function (GO): transmembrane transporter activity
Source: RefSeq, a predicted model, not a curated record
UCUACUAGUUUCCCCUCUCAUGCACCAAGAAACUAAAAAGUCUAGUUCAGCACCACGUGACUGAACAUCACUUAGAGUUGAUUGCCUGCAUAUUAGGUAGGGAUCUAGACCCGGUACAAAUGUAACCUUGUCUACUGGAAACCUGAGCGCCCAGCAUUCACAAGAUCAGCGCCGGUCGAGUUACCAAUGAAUUGGCUUCAUGGUAUCCCAGAGUCUGCGAGGAAGUGGGCCGCGAAACCAUUCUCUUAUCAACCCAUGCCCUUCUCGUGAGACUUGUACUACUUUAGUGUGGCCCGACAACUAUCUGACACUUAGUAUUUUCUGAUAGGAGUCGAUGGCUUGCUAUAUAAGUGGUGCAGAACCCAUAGUAUAUGUGGAAAUACGCAGCGGCUUGUUGGGACUGUAGAAAAGCAACUUACGAUAGAUCAGGAAGCACAUCUCUGCACUAUAGCUGUGAAAAUCUGGUUAACUAGAUAACAGAUUGAAAUUGACAUAGACGCCUCAUCACCAAUUCAAGUCGAUAUGCCGAACAGCGCAGAACCCGAGGUCCUUGAGGACCUAGAGAAAGGAGCAGAAAGUAGUAUGGGGGAGGAAAAUCCGGUUCAGGCGCGGGGUUGGAAAGACAGAAUGUUUAGGCUCUUGUCCGCAGGACGUGUAGAGCUUCGUGGUGUGUUGCCUGUGCCUCUAGAGGAACGAACAUCGACUCAAUAUUCUAACUAUUUCUCGAUCUGGGUCUGUAUCAACGUGAAUAUCCUCGCCAUCACAUUUGGCAUGCUGGGGCCUACGUACGGCUUGAAUCUUCGUGACAGUUCGCUAGUCAUCAUCUUCUUCUGUUUACUGACGGCGGCCAUACCUGCGUAUCUGGGCACACUCGGCUCGAAAACAGGCAUGCGCCAAAUGCUCCAGGCGCGGUUCAGCUUCGGGCGGUACAUUGUUUCAAUACCGGUCCUUCUGAACCUAGCCACGUUUACGGGAUUCUGCGUCAUCACAUGUGUCAUCGGGGGGCAAUGUCUUGCGGCUAUAUCCGAAGGGUCUUUCUCAUCCGCCGUCGGUAUCGUUAUCAUCGGUGUGCUGUCGCUGCUGAUCGCAUUCUGUGGGUACAACGUCCUCCACAUCUAUGAGCGUUUCGCGUGGAUUCCUGCUUUGAUUGCCAUCGUCAUUACUGCGGGGAGUGGCGGUUCGCAUCUCCAUGAACAAGCCCCAAUGCCAGCGGCGACUCCGCGAGGUAUCUUCUCGCUUGGAAUGGCGAUUGCUUCAUACAUGAUUCCCUUCUCGGGACUGGCAUCGGACCUCACGACGUAUCUUAACCCCAAAAUCCCAAGUUGGAAGCUUUUUCUAUAUGGCUUUGCCGGCCUCACUCUCACGACUAUCCCACUUAUGGUGCUUGGGGCAGCUAUCGGAGGCUCGCUUUCAAAUGUCCCUGAAUGGGAACAGGGCUACGCGACAAAUUCCGUUGGUGGCGUCCUCGCUGCUAUGUUAUUGCCCCUUGGCGGGUUCGGGAAAUUCGUCGUCGUUCUCCUCUCAUUCUCGUUGAUAGGCAACAACGCAGCCACCAUGUACUCUAUCACGCUCAACUUCCAACUCUUAGUGCCGCAACUUAUUCGCGUUCCGCGCUACGUCUUCUCGAUCGUCAUAACGGCGAUCUUGAUUCCGGUCUCGAUCAGGGCCGCGAUGGACUUCUUCCUGAGCCUUCAGAACUUCAUCUCCCUGAUCGCGUAUUGGUCGGCAGCUUUCGUGGCUGUUGUCAUCACCGAGCAUGUUGUUUUCCGAAAAGGUCGGUACGACACGUACGAUCAUGACGCGUGGAAUUCGGCGUCGCGGCUACCAUGGGGAGCUGCAGCCUUGACUGCUUCGGUCCUCAGCUUUGGCUUGGUUGUUCCGAGCGUGGCGCAGGCAUGGUUUACAGGUCCCAUCGCGAAGAUAACGGGUGAUAUUGGAAUUGAGUUGGCGUUGGUGACGACGGCGAUCCUCUACUUACCUCUAAGAGCUUUAGAGAAAAAGCUUUGUAAGCGAUAAAAUUCAAGGUGCUGCUUUAUUGACGUAUCGCUCUAGGAGAUGGUUGUGUAUUUUCUUAUUACGAUAUCUAUGUUUAGCUGUGUGGAAGCAACGGCUAAGGUACGCACGGAUACAAUGAGAGAAGUCGGGGUAGUUCAACUAGUCCUUGAUUUCGAUAAUCAAGGACGUGCCACUGCUGUCAAAGGAAGGAUAGAAAGAGCUGGACCUGCGAAAGUA